Molecule: messenger RNA, 897 nt
Organism: Pimephales promelas (fathead minnow)
Lineage: Eukaryota; Metazoa; Chordata; Actinopteri; Cypriniformes; Leuciscidae
Product: cocaine- and amphetamine-regulated transcript protein
Biological process (GO): adult feeding behavior; negative regulation of appetite; positive regulation of MAPK cascade
Molecular function (GO): neuropeptide hormone activity
Source: RefSeq, a predicted model, not a curated record
GCCUUGACCGUUCCAAUAUGGCGGAUAACUUACUUAUGGGAGCCCAUACAAACAGCCGCUAACGAGGCAUCUAUGUAUGUAGUCUAUAUGAUCAAGGAACAGGUUAGAACCUUUAAAUCCCACGUACGGCGUGAAAACCCGUGCCAAAUCCCUCGCAACAACAGCAAGCGCUCCUACGUGACUAUAAUACAAAUAAAAAAAAUGACGAAUUUACCUGUACUUCUCGUAGCAAUUCACUGUGUUAUAUACAUUUAUUCUAAAAUCAGCGGCGUGGAUUCAAGACCGCCAGAAUACGAGCCGACUGGACCGGGCGUUGAUGACGCGAUUGAAGAGACAAGAGAUUUCACAGAAUAUCUUCAAAGACAAGUCGUGCCUAUUCUGAAGAAAAAGUUCAACCGUCUUCCAGGCGUAUGUAGACGUCUGAAAAGGAGGAGGAUUACAAUUCUGUGCAACACAGCAAAGUUCUGUUCGGCCAUGGCAUAUUCUCAGCAUGGCCACAUCUGCACCUGCCCAAAAGGAUCGAAGUGCUCUCAUUUCUUUUUAUGGAGUUUGUGAUCUCUCUUUUUUAACUUUAAUCACAAUAUACAUUAUAUUCCACCAUGAAAGAAUAAUGUGACCACACGAACAAUUCCUUAUUCCCAUUUAUUCCUCUGUCCAUCAAGGACAGAAAGUGUCACACAUCUUUCAUGAAAACACCCUUUACAUUUUAGGUAGAUCGUUAGAAUUGCCUACAGAACAAAGCCUAAUGAAAUUCACAUGGCUUCCUUUUUAAAUUGUGGAAUUUAAAAACAACCAAUCAGCCUUAGCAAAAAGGCAUUACUCUGUUCGACUAUUCAUAAUAAUAAAUAAACAAAAAAACAGGAGCGUAAAGUGAUGGGAACAAAAUAUUUUGCACAA